AUGACCGAACAUAUCAGACCAAUAGCAUCCGAAUUACUGUCCAAUGAUCUAGUCAUCACAGCGCAGAUUAACAUUUUGAAUGAUAAACAGCAACCAAUCCGUUGUCGAGCGUUGCUCGACACCGGAUCCAGUAUGAAUUUCAUUACCGAGGAAUUAGCAAAAUCGCUAAAGAUAAGGCAAAACAAAUGUUCGGUCCCGAUCGGAGCUCUAGAUGCCUUGACAGCGACUUCUAAGCGACACAUCACGGCCACGAUCACUUCCCCUGACGCCCCGGAUCUAGCCAUUCGGUGCCUCAAGCAACUGGCAGAGGACGAAGGACAUCGAUUUCCACGUGCAGCACAGAUACUGCAGCGGGAUUUCUACGUCGACGACGUUCUCACCGGAGCUGAAACGAAGGACGAAGCCCUUACGCUCAGAACAGAACUCACCAAUUUACUUCAACUGGCCGGCUUAAACAUACGAAAAUGGGCAUCAAACGACAAUGACUUAUUACACGGACUUUCCUUAGAAGAAACAAAUCAUCAACAUCUUUUGGGCGACUCGCAAACGUUGAAGACGCUGGGGGUGUUUUGGAAUUCAUCCGACGACUCCAUUCUUUACUCGGUCGAAGUCAAACCCACCCCCUCCCCAGUCACGAAACGAAUCAUCAGCUCGGAGAUUGCAAAAAUCUACGAUCCGCUCGGUCUGCUCGCACCGGUGAUUGUUCGGGCCAAGAUGCUGCUUCAACGAAUAUGGUUCCAACGCAAGGCAAUAAUCAAGUCCGCAACGGAAAUUGAAUUGCAUGGUUUCUGCGAUGCCAGCGAAAAGGCUUACGGAGCCCGUGUUUAUCUCCGAACCCUUAACCGUGUUUGGACCCAACUUUUAACCGCAAAAUCGAAAGUCGCCCCGCUCAUGUACCAGACCAUUCCUCGGCUCGAGCUGAGAGGAGCACUCCUUCUUACGUCCCUGAUGUCGACCGUACAAGUGCUAUUGCACAAAAUUACUCGAACUAUCUAUUGGUCCGAUUCAACUAUCGUCCUCCAUUGGCUCAAUACAUCACCUCACACCCUUAAAACAUUCGUCGCUAACAGAGUCUCCGAAAUUCAAACAAAAACCAAUAUCCGCGAUUGGCGCCACGUUCCCACCAACGACAAUCCCGCGGACUUAGUAUCACGCGGCCAAACACCCGAAGAGUUUCUGCGCCCAACCAUCUGGCAGCACGGUCCUGCAUGGCUCUACCAGCCGGAAAACUACUGGCCGACAUGGGCGCUAACACCGCAAGUUGAAGUACCGGAGCAGAAGGGGGCGAUUUGUCUGUCCGCGAACCUCGCCGAUUACAGUUUGUUGCAAAGAUAUUCAUCCGGGCCCAAGUUGAUACGAAUCAUAGCUCGUUGCCUCCGUUGGAAACAGAAAAAGAACCGGGCGGCACCCCUAACCGUCACCGAAUUACGCACAACACGCGAUAAGCUAAUAAAAUUGUUGCAAAACUUCCAUUUCUCCGAGGAAAUUCGUACACUCCAAAAAGAUCGGAACGCGGCGAUAAAGGGUAAGCUCACGCGACUCAACCCGUUCGUUGACAAGGAAGGAAUAUUGCGAGUCGGGGGUCUACUCAGUCAUUCGUCGAUGACCUUCGCCCAGAAACAUCCCAUAGUAUUACCUAAGUCAUCCGUUACAACACGCAUUAUAGAACACGAGCACAAGAUCCACAUGCACUCCGGAACGCAGGCUACGCUAUACGCAGUAAGACAAAGAUACUGGCCCGUCGACGGUCGAAGUCAAAUAUGGCGGGCGAUCAAAGGCUGCGUCCGCUGCUGCCGCGCUCAACCACCGCCGGUAGAAUACGUAAUGGGUGAUCUGCCGGAGGCGCGAGUAACGGAAUCUCGCCCAUUCACAAACGUCGGCGUCGAUUACUGCGGGCCGUUCCACAUCAAGGAAAAGCGAGAUCGUGACCGUCGACAGAUAAAGGUAUACGUAGCCAUCUUCGUAUGCCUAGCAGUUAAAGCGGUACACACCGAGCUUGUUGACGAUCUCACUAGCGAAGCCUUCAUCGCCGCUCUUCGCAGAUUCAUCGCUCGACGAGGGUAUUGCUCCACCAUCCAUUCUGAUAACGGCACCAACUUCAGAGGAGCAAGCAACGAGUUACGAGAGCUUCAUGAUUUAUUACAAUCGGACGACCACAAAGAAAAAUGGGCUAUGGGAAGCAGCGGUAAAGUCCUUCAAACGCCACCAUAG
This is a messenger RNA of Bombus huntii, 2211 nucleotides long. RefSeq lists its product as uncharacterized. Gene Ontology annotation, molecular function: aspartic-type endopeptidase activity; nucleic acid binding. The record is from RefSeq and is a predicted model, not a curated record. The transcript is spliced from 4 exons. Bases 1 to 2211 code for a protein of 736 amino acids. Gene Ontology annotation, biological process: proteolysis. Lineage: Eukaryota; Metazoa; Arthropoda; Insecta; Hymenoptera; Apidae.